This is a messenger RNA of Diabrotica balteata, 983 nucleotides long. Lineage: Eukaryota; Metazoa; Arthropoda; Insecta; Coleoptera; Chrysomelidae. The record is from the annotation of a GenBank genome assembly.
UUUGAUUGUAUAAAAACAAUAUUGUCAAAUUUUAGCGGGACGUUUUUACUUUACACAUUUUAUGCCAAAUUUGUUUCUAAUUUGAUCUGUUUUUCUCAUUAAAAAUCAUGGCGUCUUUUAAGUCACUUUGCGAAAAAUAUUUUGGUAGCAAUAAUUUUUAUGAAAUACUUCAAAUUAAGUCAAAUGCUUCUGAAAAAGAGAUAAAAAAAGCUUAUCAUAGAUUGUCCCUUCAUGUCCAUCCCGAUAGGGUUACACAUGACCAAAAGGAAAUAGCUACAGAGAAGUUUAAAGUCCUGGGUAAAAUUCAUUCAAUUUUACAAAACAAAGAAAAACGCAAGCUGUAUGAUGAUGUUGGGGAAUUUGACUAUGACUUGGAUACAUCCUACAAUUGGAUGGAUUAUUGGAGGAACAUGUUUAAAAAGAUAGAACUUAAAGACAUUCAAGAAUAUGAAAAAGAAUAUGUAGGCUCCGAGACUGAAUAUAGGGAUAUAAAGAAAGCUUACGAAGGUAGCAGAGGAAACAUGGAUUCUAUUUUGGAAAUGGUACCCUUCAGCAAUUGUGACAGUGAGCCUAGAAUCAUAGAAACUGUUCAGAAGAUGGUUGACAAUGGUGAGGUGGAAAGUUAUAACACAUUCUUUAACGAGAGCAAGCAAAGGAAGCUUAGAAGGAGAAGAAAAUGGGAAUUGGAGAAAAAAGAAGCUGAAAAAGUUGAAAUGAAUGAGUUAGAAAAAGAAAUGGAGAAAAGUAUGAAAGAAAGAGCAGCCAAUUUUGAGAACUUCAUGAACGAUCUGGAAUCAAAAUAUGCUCCUAAAAGUAAACAAAGAAAAAGUAUUACUGAUGGUAGCAGGUCUAACAAGAAAAGAAAAACUAAAUAAUAUAUUAUAUUUAUAACUAGAUUGUAACUGUGUUACUUAUUUGAUAAACCAUAUUUGCUAUACAUGAUCUGUAUUUGUAUUUCAAUAAAAAAAUUUAAUUAAUAGUGA